UCGCACGGCCGUUGAGCACGUUUCGUUGCGGUGCUGCACGGUGCACGAGGCUCGGCGCUUGCCUGUGCGUCUCUUUUCUCUCGAGAGGCUUUGUCGGAAGCGAGAGAGAGGGAGAGAGAGAGGCGUGAAGAUCGAUCAGCGAAAGGGCGUCCCACACUCGUUGUCGGGCACCGUGCCCUCGACCGAGCGGAGGCUGAGUCGGGCUGAAUGGAGCGGAGUCGUCAAACUCGGGCGGCCUGGUGCCAAUAACCUCCGAGCUAGACCCGGCGGCUCAGGAUGCGUUUGCCCUCGUGCGCGAUAGAUCGUAAAAUUAGACGCUCGAGGGCGCACUCGAAGGUUAAAGGGAUCCGGAGGAUCAAGCAAAAGGGCGAGGACGAAGCGAACGAGGAGGCGAGCGAGUCGGAGUUUUCCUGAGUUUCCCCCCUCCCCCCGAAGGGGGACCUCCGGGUGGCGUCCGGCCGGACGUCGCCGCCGUCGCCGAGCGAUUCGACGGUUCCUGGCCCUCGCUCCUCCCUCGGUCGGCCCAGAAUCCGUGUUCGCUCAGUGUUUUGACGUGUGUAUACGUGUGAGUAUGUGUAAUCGCGUAGGGGCGAGAGGGAGAGAGGGUCCCUAGGGCUGCUUUCCGUCAAGGGAGUCGAAGACCUCUUCUAGUCUACCGCAUUUACACGAGAUUUUUUCAUGGCUUUUGGAUAUUACUUUUGAGAACGCAUGACGAUCUCAAGGUACGGACGAACGAGCGGUCGUCGAGUUACGAAGGAGAUUCGGUGAUGCCAAAGGCAAAGCGAUCCAGAGGAAAGACCUUUGGGAGGUAGACAUGGGAGCGGAGGUGUUGCGAACCUCUAGGAGAAUUGAUUUAUGCCUCAGAAGUGGCAUCGUGAGAUGGGAUUGAGUGUAAGAGCCGACGGUCGGUCCAAGAGUAAUCCAUGUACUGGAAGAAUCCAGGAAUCGAAGAUGUAACUUGGAACGCUUUGUGAUUUAUUCUACAUGGCCAAGAGCAAUAACGUGACCUCUUAGUAGGAACGAAUAGAAUGGAAGUUCUACGCGAAUAAGCAAGGAUUUCUACGGAAGCGCACGAGGAGACUAAACGAAAGGCACAACGUGAACACUUAUCUGCUAAAUGGGCACAAAUGUCUAGCUUAACCUUAGCUGCCACUACUAUCGAGAUGCCCCUCUCAAGAACGAAUCCGUUCCAUUCAUCUCGUGUAACCGGGAACGAAAACGAUCACCAUCCAGCUGGUGGGUCAACGCUGACCGCCACCGUGGAUAUGCCUCUUUCCAGGCCGAAUCCGUUCCACUCGUCUCGUGUGUCGGCGAACGAGAGCGAUCAUCUUCCACCUUUGAAGGCGAGUGGUUUAGUGCCGAAGCAAGGAGAGUCACCGACGAGCCAUCAGACCCACACGGGUCACACGGCGGGGACGCACCUGCCUAGUUUAGGAUCGAGUACGAACAAUAGCCUGCAAAAUUUAACUAGCAAUUUGGAUAGUUUGAAUUUGAGCCUAAGCUCGCAUACCAGUCACACCAGCCACACCAGCCACAAUAGCCAUAAUUCCAGUCACAAUUCUCACUCUCAUCCGAGCAGUCAAUCCGGUAGUCCGAUGGUUAAGAACGGGCGCUCCGAUGAGAAUACCAGUGGAGGAAAGCCAAAAAUUGCAACGGUUACGCCAGAAAUAGUAAUGAAGCUGUACAUGAACAAGUUGACACCCUAUGAGCACCAUGAAAUAUUUAACUACUCCCAGAUCUACUUUAUUGGAGUAAACGCGGAGAAAAGGCCGGGCAUUAUAGGGCAUGAAAAUAAUCAUGCCUAUGACAACGAUCAAGGAUCAUACAUUCACGUACCUCAUGAUCACGUUGCUUAUAGGUACGAAGUGCUAAAAGUGAUCGGCAGAGGUUCCUUCGGACAAGUGGUCAAAGCGUACGACCACAAGACGCAUGAGCACGUCGCUUUAAAGAUGGUGAGGAACGAAAAGAGGUUUCAUCGGCAGGCUCAGGAGGAGAUCAGAAUACUUCGGAAUCUCAGGGAGCAGGAUAAGAACAACACGAUGAACAUCAUUCAUAUGUUCGACUCGUUCACUUUCCGUAAUCACAUGUGCAUUACCUUCGAGCUUCUCAGCAUUAAUUUGUACGAGCUAAUCAAGAAGAACAAGUUCCAAGGAUUUAGCCUACAGUUGGUUAGGAAGUUCUCCCACUCGUUGCUUCAGUGCCUGGAUGCACUCUACAAAAACAAAAUCAUACACUGCGACAUGAAGCCUGAGAACGUUCUGCUGAAGCAGCAAGGGCGCAGUGGCAUCAAGGUGAUAGACUUCGGCUCGAGCUGCUACGAGAGCCAGCGAGUCUACACGUACAUCCAGAGUCGGUUCUACCGAGCGCCGGAGGUGAUCCUGGGCGCGAGAUACGGGAUGCCGAUCGACAUGUGGAGCCUGGGCUGUAUCCUGGCGGAGCUGCUGACGGGGUUCCCCCUGCUCCCGGGAGAGGACGAGGCCGACCAGCUGGCGUGCAUCAUCGAGCUCCUGGGGAUGCCGCCAAAGAAGCUGCUGGACUCGGCCAAGCGGACGUGGCAGUUCAUCAGCUCGAAGGGUAACCCGAGGUACUGCACCGCCACGACGAUGGCGGACGGCUCGACGAUCCUGAGCGGAGGGCUCUCGAGGCGGGGCAAACACCGGGGACCGCCCGGCUCCAGGGAGCUGAAGAGGGCCCUGAUGGGCUGCGACGACCCGCUCUUCCUGGACUUCAUAAGGCGCUGCCUGGAGUGGGAUCCGGAGCAGAGGAUGACGCCGAGCAAGGCGCUCAGGCACGCCUGGCUCAGGCGGAGACUGCCCAGGCCGCCUGGAGAGAAGACCGAGAGCCAGCCUGCCGGGCAGCAGGCCCAGGCUCCGCCGACGGGGCUCAGGACCCCCGCCUCCGGGAGCAGGAGUUCCAGCAAGACCAAUACCAUAGGCUCCGCCGGGAUGACCAACAAGCUGAAGCAGCUCAUCGACCAUCGGGCCUCCACCAUCCACUCGCGGCACUCGGAGCUCGUCGGCGACCUGGUCCAAGACCAGGAGACCGCCCGGGUGGACCUGCAGGAGGUCUUCCGUGGGCGCCGCCAGAAGCCCGAGAGCAACCAGACGAAUCAGUAUUCGCGGCACCUCUUCCACAAGAACCCACCCGGCACGCUCAGGCCCGGCCAGUACAAGGACGAGCUGUACGACGAGGCGAGGAAGUACCUUUUCAACAUGUGAGGCCGACCCUGCCGCUCGGACUCGUCCUCCGCUGAUCUCGUCCUUGGCCGCUGAUCGGCCCGCUACGUGGACACCCGGGACCCGGGUGCUUCCCUGGGCCCGGUCCCGGUGGCGGCCGCGGCUCGGUCGUCCGCUACGCGGCCCUCGUGGGAAUCCUGCGGCGACUCGUUCUCCGCUCCGCAAAGAGAGGCCGCGACGACGGAACGAAGACGGAUGCUUCUCGAGGCGUCGAGCUCGCGUCCUGGGAUGCUGCUAUGCGAGGUGUACAGGCAGAAUUUAGGGCCGGGAUCGGAGUCCUGCAUGGGAGAUUUACGAACGAUGCGGUCGGAUUCCUGCGAUCGGACGAAUUCUGCCCCUCGAGGCCUCCUCGUAGACGAGGAGCUGAGUCGUCUCGGGCUCUUGGGAGCGACGUAGAGGUCCUUGAAACGAUGCGAGGGAUUUCGAGGACCGCGCCUCGCGAGAUCGCGCGUUUCGAUCAGGGAUUACUUGUCUCCUCUGUGGACGAGACGUCGAGAGGACGGAGAUGCGAUUCCGGCCGAAAGAAGAUCGGGUCCUCGUGAUUGUUCCCGAAGAGGCCGAGCCUAGACGCGCGGCGUUCGCGUUCCUCGAUGCUUCUUAAAUCUCUCUCUCUCCCCCUCCGUCUCGCUUCGUCUCUGUGUUUGCCUGGUCGCUAACUCGGGAGCCUUUGCAGCCCAUUAUACUGCCACCGCGAUGCGAAGUGGACCCCUCGAGGGCACUUCGAUGGUAGCUGCACGCCUCGCGAGGAAGUGGCUAUGCAGAUCCGAAGGAGAACGAAAUCGCUUUGUCGUGCGUCAACUGUUUGGACAAUCCGGGGCUCGAGCCGUGAAGGUGGUCUUCGGGGCUUCCUGGUUAUUUUUCGAAGCAUGCAGCGGUCGCUUCGACGACGGUGAUUUUCGCGAACAAGAUGGCUGAUGGAUGCAUUCUCGCUCCGCCGAGCAUGCUUCUCCCCUUUUGGUUAGAAAUGUUUAAUUCAAAAACCUAGCUCGGAAAUACGGCCGAUAUUCCAUGGAGUCAUCGAUGCGCGUUUCGCAAACGUCUCUGAGGUCGAAUACAUUUCUGCGCGGCCGAACUGGCAUUGAAUUAAAUUGGCGUUGAUUUAAAUUGCACGCCUUUGGGAACCCGCAAUUGCGAAGUGGCCUCUCGUUGCGGGAAGCCAUUCGUACGGCUUGCAGAAGAUUCCGCGGACCAUCUUCGACGCAGCUCAUUGUUUUCCGGAAAGUUUUCACGACCCUUCCGGAGCCACCCUCGUUGAGGGAGAUUUACCUUCUUACCGGAUGUCGUUAUUUGGAGCGGAAACCGCGUAACGCGUUUAGUGUGGAAAUUUUUGGGCCAGGCGCCGGGAACGACGAGCUCUCCUCGUUGCUCUUUUCUCGUCCAAAAUUGGCGUUGAAGUUAAGUGCGAUUUUCGAGUAUCAAGAUCCUGGCUAGUUACGGGUUCGAAACUCCGCUUCACGGCGUGCGUACAAAUAGUUAAUCUUAGAACAGGUCUGGACUUAGUUUAAUUCGACGCAACACUGGAUUCAUGCCAGAUCAAAUUAGAGGAAACACAUGCUAAACGUGCCAUUUCAACGUGAUACGCUCUGCGCGGAUCGAUGCGUGGGUCUGCUUUUAUUUCCAUGGCUGCAGCCGCAGCUGCCGUAAUGAAUUAAAUCUCGCGACGUGGUCCAUGUCGACCCGAGAUGAAGUUUUCCACGUCACGUUCGACCGGUCGGAUGAAAGAUCAAAACGGAUUGGAUCGGACAUUCGGUACCCCAGCUCUUCAUCUUUUAUAGAUCCGUCCGCAGUAUCUCGAUAUAAUCUCCACGCAACCAGAUCCACGGUUAGAGAUAAUUUGGCAAUAAUGACAAGACUAAGUAUCGGCAAUCCUUUAUAGAUCCCACCGAAGGUGCGUCUAUAUUCUCCACGCACGAGACACGUGUCCGUGGAUAAUUUGGCAAUAACGACAUGUCUAAUAGUCGACAAAUCCGGUACCAAACGAAAGACGGAAAUCGCCGUCGUCGGCGGAUCGGGAUGCGGUCUUCUAACCGUGAAUAGUACUCGAAAACGAUCUAAUUUUAGGCGACUCUAAGCGAGCAAAGCGACCAGACAGAAAAAGGCCUAGUGUCGUCAUAGGUGAGGCGAGAAAGAGAGCAAGAAGGGCGAGAGAGAGAGAGAGAGACGUUAAAAGAAGCAGCAGAGAGCGGGCGCAAAGAAAGGGGUAUAAGGAUUGCAAAAGGAUUGCAAAACCGAAAGACCGGGGUAGGGAAGGGAAGGGGGGGCGAACGCAUCUUUGCGAUCGAGCAGAACGGACGCCGCGAGAAAUGCAACGUCGACGGGCGUAAAGAGAAAUCACGGAAAACGGAGCCGAACGUGCGAGUUAAACGUAAGCGGAACACUCGCCCGGGCUCGGCGAGACACGGACGCAAGGAACGAUGCGAAGAGGAAUUAAAAAGGAAAAGAAAGGAAAAAGAAAAACAUGGGGACACCGAGAACGAUAUGCGCAGACGGAGGAACUGAUUAACAAAAAUAGUUCAAUCGUGAUACGGAACAGGAUGUCUUGUGAUAUGGAAUGUAGAUUUAUCGUGGUUUAUAUUGAUGAACAUAGGUAAAAUGCGAGAAAUUGUACAUAUACGUUGCGCAGGUGUAUAGGAUAGGCGUGCGUGCCCGCGCGUGCGCGGCCACACGCUCUCGGCGGACACGCGCGCGUCUUCGGCUUGUACGCCGGCUAAUCGAGGAGAGUGUAAAACGUCUAGCGUAUGUAAAUGAAGUUAAGGUUUGCGCUUAGUUACGGCAUAGUGAAUUAUCGGACGAACGCGUAGUACGGAACUCGCACGAGCGAACGGAGUUUCACGGGCGAGAGGUGAGACGGGGAAUCGUUGUACGAGUCCUAGAUCGCGGAUCGUGUCACGAUCGACGACGCCGAUCUUUCCUCCUCCCGUUUCUGCUUUUUCUCCGAUUUCCCCCCUCCUUCCCCUCGGCGCCCCGGUAACCCGUGUACACCCUCGAUGUGUUCAUACACGGGAGUGGCCACUGUGCGACGCGGGAAGAAAAAUCGACCGCACCUGACAGCCGCCACGCCCGAAUUCAUUGUAGUGUCGAGACGAGGGCGAUCAUCGAUACGUACCCUGACGGCUCGUCGAUAAGUUGCGGAUGCGCGACCGGUCUAAGAUCUGAUCUACCCGCGGAGAGGCGGGGGUAUAUGUAUUUGUACGUACGUAUAUUUAUAUAUAUACGUAUAUGUACCCACACCUAAUGUCGCUACUAAACGGAGGCGGGCGUUUUUUCUAUGGUUGUACUACUGUUAAAUUUAAUUUAGCGGAGCAUCGAUCGGCCGCCGUUGCCCAUCGUCGGAUGGUCGCGCCCAGAGAAACUCGUCCUAGACUCGUACAGUGCUUUUCUACUACGGUGCCGACAUAAUAGUGAUAGCUCUAGGCUUAACGUGGGUACGCGUCUAACCCGAGACGGACGACUCGGGACCCGGGACCUUUGGUUAGGAUCGAGUGGUCGUGUUCCAAUACUUUCGACGGUCCCUUUUUUUAACCUACCCUCUGGGAGGGCCGGGGAGGGUGCUUUUAUCGCCUGGACGAGCGCCUUCGAAUACCCUUUCCCCCGUCCGUACGCCCGUGGUUGAUCUCAUCGUAUUUACUGUUACGUGGAGGAAGAGUUAGGAAAUAUUUUGCGACUUCGUAGGCGAGCACUUUGGAUUUGAGGGGACGAACGGUUGCGUCCAGGGGGUGGAUUCGUUUGCGGAGCGUUCCGAGCUUCGGCCGGGUGAUUUUAUUUUUUUUUUAUUUUUUUUUUUUAAUUUCAUUUUCUCUCUCUCGUUUUUAGUGUCCCCGCGCUUACAAGUCGGAAGGGAACGUGUAUUUAUUUCACUCCCGCCUCGCGCGGGGCGAUCACGGAAGCGAUGCAUCACGAUUAAGGAUGAACUUGUGAUAGAGCCAACUUUAACGGGUUUCCUCGAUUUUAAUCCCUGAGACUGAAAAUUCACCGGGGAGCGAGCACUAGCGAUCGGUCGCGAUACUUGCUCGCCUUCUUUUUAAAUCGGACUCGCUGGACAACGAUCUCCUCGGUGACACGUUCACCGGGACACGAAGCAAUAAGAGCGACGCUCGAGUCGUUUCCUCUUAAUUUCGCGCGGCUGUUGACCGUCCGAUGAUAUUCGAUAUUUAAAUUGUUCGCGAGAACGGACGUCGAAAUUCCCGGAAUCCAUCCACGCCAGAGAAGAUUGGGAUACGACCUAAACGCCGGUGGGGUCUUGCUAGGACGCGAUUUCGCAUCGACGAGACGAAUAGGACGUGCGUAGGUGAGAAACGACAUACCUGAAGCUCACCUACGCACCCCGGUUAGGAAAUGCUAAAUCAAGUAGGAAUAACGAGGAAAGCUCGCGUGCACGUUUCCAAAUGCGAUUUCUCCCCGAUCUCGUUAGGACUUUGUCGAGCGAUUAAUUCGAAUUAAGCUUUAAUUGUACCCGAAUUCCUCUGGGAGGAACCCUUACACCCUCUUUGGCGGUCGUUCGGUCCAUGUACCGAAGCGCAUUUAAAAGUUACACGCGAGUCAUGCACCGUGAUUGCGAUGCACUUAGGUGCCCAUACCGGACGCUCGCCAAAAAGUAAUUAGACAAUGGUACGCGUGAUAUGCAUGUGACGUGCGCUACCCUGCCGGUCAUUCUGGUAUUCACAUCAGACGGUCGCCAAAAAUCGCGAGGGACGGUAUACAUCGUCCCGUGGUCACGCGAUCGACAUUAAGCGACUCGGACAGGAAGACAGCGUUAUAUAGCGCGAGACUAACUACGUAAUAUGAAGUACACGAGACGAGACGGGUUUCGUUAUGACUAUUUUUAAUUCGUUAGAAAUCCUUGAAGCCGCGCUUACGACUUCGUCGUACGCCGCUCGGCGAUGGAGCUCUAACGAAGUCGGCGAGAAACCUUUUUGCGGAAAUUUCGGCGAUCCGGCCUCGGAUGAGGCGACGAGAGCGAUGAUAAGCUAUCGAGAGGAGAAAGGCGACGGGACCUGCCGAUCGGUUUUUUGGUACCUUUGGCGAGACGCGGGGAUGUAUCGACUUUAUUCCAACGAUUGUUGGACUCGAAGAGACCCUCGCAGGGACCUGGCCUUUGAUUUAACUUGUUUUCUCGUUCCUCGGAUUUUAUCGAGUCUCGAUGUCGUCUCGCAGGCCUGCUCCCCAUAGUUUCCACCACCACUGCCGAUACACGCCGACUCGAUAGUCUAUACGGUUAAAGAGGCGACGCACGACCUCCCCGAAUCGCGAUACUCCGGCGAUUCGGAUCCCGCCGAACUCGCGGCGAAAUGCGGAAAUGGAAUUGGGAAAGAGCGAUACGAUCGAAGGGACAUGCAUCGGUUUUAAUUACCGCGAGGUCUCGAUAGGACGCGCUAAUCGAUUUCGUUCGAACGGGUCUCGAGUGUCGGGCUUGAGACGACUUAUCGCAAAAAUUCUCGCGGUUUAUUAGUUUCACUCGUUUCCUCGAUUUCCGGAGAAAGUCCUACACCCUCGUGGACCUUUUCUACCGUCAUCUUUUUAUACAUCGACCGAUGUUAUUAGCGCUUCCCGCGCGGUACACCGUGAGAGAAAUUGCACGCUCUUUCCGGAUCGCGGCCCUCGUAAUUCAGCUUCGAGUGCAGGAUAAUCUGUCAUGUGUCGAUGGUAUCAUUUCGCGGAUUCCUCGCGGUCUGGCCGCGGAACAAUCGUCCCGGAUGAAAAUUCACCGAGCGCCGGAGAGAUCUCGCCGAGACUUCUCCGGCCCUCCUCGCGGUGGAAAUGAAACGAGGAAGAAUGUAAAUCGAGGAGACUUUUAUCGAUUUUAAAAGUAUCCCGGGAUCCCGAUACGGAAUGUCAAUCGAUUUCACUCGACCGGGUCUCGGGUAUUAGAUUCGGAGCGACUUCUCCACGAAAUCUGGUUUUUAUUAAUUUUACUCCUUCACCCGAUUCCAGCGCGGCGUCCUUCGCCUCGUAGACCUCUUUUUACCUCCUCUCUUCUUCAUUUUUUCUCUCUCUCAUCGAUUUCCACCACCACCGACGAAAUAUACCGAUUCAUUAAGCAGGGCGUCAACGAGAGCGCGGAAAUUCAACGCCAAGGUCGGCACUGUCGAAAUGACGUUGGCAGACGAAAAGGGAUUUUUCAUUUAGCGGGGUAAUCAGCGCCGUAAAAGGAAGGUAAUGAAAUGAAGGAUGUAACUGACGGAAGGUCAGGAGUAAGUUAGGCGUAAUCUAAGUAGUUUAAUAAAAAGCCAACUCACGCCCGAGGUGAGCCAUUGAGAGAAAACAAACACACAAUUGAACUGAUCAGAGACUGUAUUACGUUUCUAUGUGUAUAUGCGUAAGCGUUUGUAUAAUAAACUAUUUCGUAAAUUAAGGGUAAGUCACAAAUGUAAACACGGCGGAUUCGUUAUAAAGUGACUCAGCCUUCUUUCCGCGGACUCGUGUCACGCCCUCGGAUUUUCCUUCGCGAAUGGAAAACGAAAAUCUGGUUAUCCCCUGCAGGGAAAAAAAAUUGAAAAUCGAAGCAGCUCAUCCGAUCUGCGAUCGGUCGUAACACGUAGCUAAAGCGUUGCAGAUACAUCUCGUCCUGCAUGACUCGUUGGACGAGCAUUUGCACAAACCAUCCUCAAACUGGGAUUGCGAUCAAACGACGGAAAUUUAACCGACUAAACGACGACAAAGCUGGAAACGGGCGCAUUUGGGGGCGAUUCGAUGGGGAAGAGGGAUUAAUCCAGGGGCGAUGCACGACGAAAAAAAGGACUCGAGUCACUGUAUAAGUACCUUGUCGUACUCGGUUUGUAUACACGCGUGUGCACGAAUUCUUGCACUCUCGGGGGGCGAAUCGCGAGAGUCCUGCGAGACACUAAUAAUAUUGGUAAAACAGUAGAUGAUAAUCGCGACGGCGAACGACGAGAACGGCGAGGAUGAGGACGAUGACGUUUACAGUCUACUUAAUCGUAAUUGGAAUUAAACGACUUAGGUAAGCGGUUAAUGAUUAUGUAUAGGAGACGAUAAAUUCUGGGUAGAUCGUAGGGUAAUCCAUCGUUAGCGACGAGGACGACGCAUUUAAUAUUCUCGAUCGAGCGACUAAUGAGAGGGAAAAAAAAAAGGAAAGAAAUAAACGACGACCCGUCCAGCGCCUCCACUCUCGUUCUACGUCUUACCGUUGCGCGUUAACGUAAGGAUUAUGUCGGAUUUCGCGUCCUUGAAGGUCCGACGUACACCGCUCGUAAUAAUCGUCGAUCGAGUAGCCUCGUGACCCAGCCGGCUCUGUCGAAGCGGGGAAACGUUACCCUGGAUCAGCUGAUUUUGACAGCUACCCCCGCGGGUCGGACGCCGACCCCGGAUUCCCGGAGAAAGAGGGAAAACACGCAGAGACGAGCGCACAUUAUUUCCAAUGUAAUUCUGAAUCGAUUUCGUAUUCAAACUCCGACGCGCUCGGCGGGGAUGGGCAGAUUUUAAUUUAAUUAAUGAUUCCGCCGCACUUCGUUUUAAUCAAAUUACGAAUGACUCGCGAACGAGCGAUCGCGUAGUCGGAUGGGAGUACGCGUACACUUCGUGGACACUUUUAUAAAGGAUUUAUGGAGCAAUCGAGCGAUAGCGCGAGAUUAUCCCGAGAGAAUCUCGCGCGGCCAUCUCUUGCGCUCCGUCGAAGGCGCGGAAAGAAUUGAGCAUAAUUGCACAGUAAUUGUACAUGACCCUCGGACGUUUUAAUAUCAGUGAUAUUUGAAAACAAAGACUUUAACGUGUACCUAGUAGAGAUUUUUUUUUCUCCGUUAAAUUAUGUGAAUCUGCCUGCAAAGUGGGGACACGGUGAUUUUUUCACCUAAAUUUUUAUCCUAAAUUUUCGUAUCCCGUACUUCGGCCUCGUUGCGGAACUUCGUGUCCACGUGGGAAGGUGCAAUCUGUAGUUUGCUCAUACAACUAUUACGUAGCGAUUUAGUCAAAAGCAUGCUAUAAAUAUUGGUCAAUAUAAAUUCUCAAGCGUCAUUCAAUUGGUACCGAUUGACAGGAGGAAGAUGGCAGUAGCUGUCCGUCAAGCUAGUCAGAAAAUAAAACCCCUCGGUUGGGACAACUCGGAAAGGUUCUUCAAAUUGCAUAUUUAUUUCCGUUCGAGCGCACGUCCCCGCUUCGCAGGAAGAGGCCGAUAGAACUAAUCGAAUCGUGAUGCUCACUUUGUUCCUAAUGUAAGACUCGCAAAGGUGAUCGCGCAAAGAGAUCUCUGCUUUUUUUUUUCCCUGCGACGAUUCAGGGGGAGAUUCCCCGUUUUGGCAGGUUCGGUCCCACCUGUGAUUCGCGAUCGGUCCACGAUCGACGCACCCCUUUUCCCCCUAUAUGUUACACUGUCCGCUCCGGCUCUAACGCUAGUCCGUCUUUUAAGAGUUUAUUUAACCCUCGGCACCGUCGCCUGUUUCCUUUGAAAUCUCACCGCCGUGACAAAAGGCGACAAUCGUCCUACGGUCAUCGCCUUCGCGAAACUCACUGCCCCCGGUUGCAUUUUCGAGCAACUUUGCAUUUCGCCGAGGUCUCGGCGAGGCAGUUGCCCGCGCCUACAUCUUCCGUGGAAAUCGCAAGUAACGGUCUUGCGACGAUAGGCAUUUACCUUGCCGCCUUUGCUUGGUGCACUCGCUAACGUGUCGUUUGCGCUCAAGCCGAACAUACCGAAUAUCGACAGGUGGAACACGUACCACCUAAUCCGGCGCAAAUUCGAAACCAUUGUAAAGCUGACCACACGUGAAAGCAUUUUGAUAAAAUCCGAUCGAGCGGAGAGAAGAAACUGUCCUCGACGCGCACUUUUUCACGAGUGAUCUUCUAAAUCUCUGUACACUGUACCGUACCCAGAUCUCCGCCUUCGCAGCGAAUCGACCUGCCUUGGGAAUUACCCUAGACCUACAAAAUUAGUGUUCCGUAGGAUAGGAUCAAUUAGGCGCAUUCGUACGAUCCGUCCCAUUCGAAGAUAUACGUAUGUAGCCAGUAGAGCGGUGCGAUCGAAUAACUACUAAGGCUGGGAAUGUUAUUAAUAAUCCCCUUUUGUGAGACCAACGCGGUCGUUGUACAUAUCGUAUCGAUUGAUACUACACGGUCUCAUCCCUUGUGAUUUUUCGUGGCUUCGCCGACACUCUAAUAAAGUACACCCCUCGUGUCUCGGUCCGUUUAUUCGGGGGUUCCAUUUAAAGUAACUCAUCAAGGAAUCGUAAAAGAUAACGCGACGGACGCUAAUUGAAAUUGAACACGAAGGACAGAACGUGACCCUCGCACCGCGUUGUAAGAACCGGAUGUAUGUGUACACCAAACCGUGUCAAUUGCAUCGACAAACGACAGCGUAACGCGCCCUCGGAAUUUAAUCAUGAAAUUUCGACACGGGGUAAUACGAUCGCAUGUGCAUGAUUUUACAUAUCGUGUUAGUUCGGUCCUGGACUCGGGCCGGUCCGUUAGGGCUCAGCGUAAUUAUAGUUUUCCGAAAUUUCACUCUACGUGGUGAUCGUUCGUUUCCACAGUCAUUUUAGAAGAUACAUUCAAGGAAGCCCAGAACCAUCCUAAGUGAGAUGGAUGAGACGUCGCGAAUACGAAGGCUCGCUUAGGCGGAGAUCUGGCGGACUUAGAGAAAUAAACGUUGUACCGCGACACAUGGGUUUUACUCGAAGACGCGAAAUCCCGAGCGAAGGUACGAGCGUAAGAGAAAACUCGAGCGGAUAAAAAGAAAUGAGGUGGAAGGAAAAAAAGAAAAGGAAAAAGCGCGCGCAAACGCACCGCCACCCUCUCUUACGUAUAUCAUUUUUACGCGGUAAGUUAGAAUUACGAGUUUCAUUUAAGUGACAAUGCAAAGUUUGAUCUCUUACUCGUACAUACAAUACUACUAUAAAUAUUUACGUGUAUCGCGUGCGAAAGCGGAAAAAAGAGAGAGAGAAAAAAAAGAGCGAGUUUCGAAGGUGGGAGGAGGAGAGAAGACGAGACGAGAAAAAGAAUCAAGACACGUGGCGAGUGAUGACUGCCGAUUAAACGACGUCAGAGAUGUUAGCGCAGUUUGACGUUUUCACAAGGUCGUCGGGACGACCGUCUCGAUGACGUCGAGGCGACCCUUUUUGAUUUUUACGAGCCCCCUCUCGUCGGAGAGCCACCGAGACGAAUGACACCUAGGUAAGGCGCGCGUAUGAGCGGAGGACCGAAGAUUAGGAAGUACGAGAUAUGUGUAUAUGUACCCCCCCCCCCUCCUCCUUACUGUAACGUUUUUCGCUACGAGUCACAGAGACAUGAGUAUCUGAUUUUUUAAAACCGCUCCGACUUGAUUAAGAAACGAAUAAACGCUGCUUAUGACAGUUGA
Messenger RNA from Orussus abietinus, 13536 nucleotides. Its product is annotated as dual specificity tyrosine-phosphorylation-regulated kinase 2. Gene Ontology annotation, biological process: peptidyl-threonine phosphorylation; peptidyl-serine phosphorylation. Lineage: Eukaryota; Metazoa; Arthropoda; Insecta; Hymenoptera; Orussidae. The record is from RefSeq and is a predicted model, not a curated record. Gene Ontology annotation, cellular component: nucleus. Bases 1128 to 3218 code for a protein of 696 amino acids. The transcript is spliced from 2 exons. Gene Ontology annotation, molecular function: protein serine/threonine/tyrosine kinase activity; protein serine/threonine kinase activity; ATP binding.